Trichosporon asahii var. asahii CBS 2479 is the source of this 777-nucleotide messenger RNA. RefSeq lists its product as uncharacterized. The record is from RefSeq and is a predicted model, not a curated record. Bases 1 to 777 code for a protein of 258 amino acids. Lineage: Eukaryota; Fungi; Basidiomycota; Tremellomycetes; Trichosporonales; Trichosporonaceae. The transcript is spliced from 2 exons.
AUGCCGAGGCCCCUGUCCAGAGACAGCACAGAUUCCAGUCAAGGGGAAGUGCAAGACGAUCCAUUCUGGAACCAGGGUGAUUUCACUCUGAUAUCCUCGGAUGGAUGGCGGCUCAGAGCACCGUCGUUCCUUCUGUUCUACGCCAGUGCCGUCUUGCGUGAUGCCCAGAGUUGCACCACUUCCAAGAGCCCUAAGGAGAUCCACUUUACCGAUCUCGAGCUGGAGAGGAGAGAUGUCUUGAACAUUUUCCUCUACCUUCUUGUUUUCCCAACGAGGACUUUCCAGAUUGACCAUGAUCUUGACCUGUGCCUCUCUCUUAUAGGCUUCUUACAGAAGUACGACUGCCCGCAAGUCAUCGAAAUCUUCCGUCUUUCUCUCACCAGGAUUCUCGUGGAGGAGGAGGAUUGGAGUGCCGUGGAGAUUUUUGCACUCGGUGCAGUCCUCGACGACCCAAUCCUCUGCUCAACAGCAGUUUUCUACGAGGAGCGCGCGCGACGCGAACGCCCGGACUCGGAGCACUUCAGCGUGCGCGACAUCCCCAUUGCAGCGCUCGAACACAUACCCCAGGAGUACCUCCGAGGUCUCGCCGACGCAGUGCCUGAAUGCGAGGGCAAGCGGUGUGACUGCCCCCAUGAUCAGGACUCUUCACGAGCGGUGGACUUUGAGGCUAAUGUAGUAGAGUUGCAGCAGAAGAUGAAGUUAGCAAGGGAGAAGAGACGCCGCCCUGACAACGAGAGCGACAGCCAGCUCCGGAGGAAGAAGAAGAAAAGGGUCUAG